Molecule: messenger RNA, 2085 nt
Organism: Drosophila bipectinata
Lineage: Eukaryota; Metazoa; Arthropoda; Insecta; Diptera; Drosophilidae
Gene: Cep89
Product: Centrosomal protein 89kDa
Biological process (GO): cilium assembly; chemical synaptic transmission; mitochondrion organization
Cellular component (GO): ciliary transition fiber; centriole
Source: RefSeq, a predicted model, not a curated record
CAUUAGCAGUCCGGCGAAGAAAAUUAUCGCCGCUCUCAUUGCGAUCAGAUUUAUACUGAAUAUUACUCUGAUGAAAGAUUGAAAUUUAUACUCAUUAGCGAUUGGAAGCCAUAUGUUCAUACAUAUCAGUCUCUUUGCGAGAUCGCAGGGUCACGGAACUUUGGCAGAAUGUCGGCGAAAGCCGCUCUAAAUCCAUCUUCUCUCUGGAAGGCCCCGUACAUAUUUUAAAUAAUAUAAAUAUACAUAUGAAAAUAUAGAAUCUCUUGGAAUUCCCAAUCUUUCUGUAGUAAUACUCAUAGUUGGUUAUCAGUGGAAAUGACACAUCAAGCUUAUGUUUUAAAUCGGCAUUAUAUUUUCAGAGAAUAUUUCUUUUCAUAGCACUCCAGAGAUUGGGGUGAAUUGGGUCUGGAGGGCGGUUUUUACUCCACCCUCGCCCGGAACGGGCACCCAAAAAACCGGGUCAAACACUAGCCAGGAUGUCAUGGCAACACAGCCAAUAAUUUCCUGGAGAGGGUGUGGUUUUUUUUUACUUUUCGUAAACAAAGCAAUCCUGGCAGAAAGUGCCGGACUUCAAGCGAGAAUAAAGCUGAAAGAAAUGAGUACGCGGAAUCUAAUGAUCACGGAUCUGGACCAUCCGGAUCCGGAGCAACAGCCGAAGCGAAACCGUAAGGUCCUGCAGACCCUGUCUGGCAACUUCAAUCGUCGGUCGCGUAGCGUGGAGGUCGAAGUAAAGCAGCGUCCGGAACUGCAACCACCCAAGGAUCGGAAAAAAGAUCGAUCCUCAUUGCUUCAGGCCAAGGAACAGCAGCUGGAGCAGCUCCUCCAAAGGCUGGCCACCCUGCAUCGCUACAACGACCAGUUUGCCAAGGAGAACGAGCAGCUGCGGACUGACAGCUCCGAAUUGGAGCGGCGCCUGGCCGAAGCCGAGCAGCGGGUGGCUAACUGCGCCCGCUGCCAGCAGUUGGGACAGCGCUUGGACACAGUUCUAGGACAGAACCGAUCACUGGGCGACGACGUGGACAUGUUAAAAACCUUGGUCUUUCGGUUAAAUGUCCAAAUAGAGAAUUACCAGGAUCAGCGACGCCACGGUGAAGAAGCGCCUCCACCAGGUGGUGCUCCAACAGCGUCGACUACUUCCACUUCCUGCCCGCCACUACCCACCCACACACUGGGACCUCUGCUGCAGGCCUACGACGAAUCCCUGAGGGACAAAAAUGCGCUGCUGGCACAGUACAACACUGAGUUUGAGCACUUUACGGGGGAGCUGAAGCGAGCUCUGGAGGAGAACACCAAGCUGCUCCAGACGCAAGAGCAACUACGACGAGACCUCGGCGGCUGGCGAGAGGAACGUGUCUGCCUCCAGGCUCAGCUCGGAGUAUGCCGCUCCAAAGCAGAAGCUCAGACCCGCAAGACCGACCUGGCUAAGGAGAAGCUGGUGGAGGUGAUGCACUGCUACGAGCAGCGCACCCAAACCCUGCUCUUGGACAUGGACCACCUGCAGGCGGCCUAUGCCCGCACAAAGUCGGAAUUGGCUGCUCUGAAAAGUGCUCCGCCUCCUGCUCCUGUUCAAAUUCCUGUACCUCCCCCUCCAGCUGCGCCUGUCGAGUCAGAGGCUGUGGUCCAGUGCAAAGCCCUCCUUGAGCAACUCCGGAAGGAGCACGCAAGGGAGCGAGCCUCUCUUCAGGAGCAACUGCAGGCCACCAACGCCCGAGCAGUUUCCUUGGCCCGCAGCACAGAGAAGGCUAAACACGGACGGGAUCGACUGAAGGCACGGCUACGAAUGGCAUUGCAGUGGGCUCAGAAGCUGGAAGCGGGCCAGGCGGAGGUGCAGGACACCUACGAGGUAGUUCGCCGUCUAGAGGUUCUCGUCCAGCACAAGGAGUCCCAGCUGCGGGGACUGCAUGCUCGGAAUGCCGAGGAGAUGGAUAAGCUGCGGCACAAGCUGCAGCAAAAGGACGAAACGAUUAAGACACUUCUUCGGGGCAAAAUGGAACGGAGGCCAGCAGUGGACUAGUUUUAAGUAAAAAUAAAUAACAAUUAAAAAUAUAUAAUUUCAAUACAAAAUACAUUAAUAACCUAAGAUUA